AUGGGAAACGCUGUGUAUACGGAUCAGUUGGUCUGUCAUGACACGAUCGAGUCAUGCAGAUCCGCCUGCCACAACGCUGAAUGUGUAUUCGCUGAUAAAUGUAAUGGUGCUGCAAAUAAGUACAUAUGCGUUCCGGUUGACUUCCGAUUCCUUACAUGGCUAAUAUUCGGAUGUUUCCUCGUUGUGCUCUUGGUGUGUUCGUCGUUGGUGGCGUGUUACGCGUGUCGAGCGAUUCGAUCCUCGGUGCGCUGGCAGCAAAUGCACUAUCCGAACAGAGAGGUUGUGUUCAACAAUCCCGGACGAGUUCAUCAUAUUGAGCUCGAUGAAGGACGUUACAAGUACGGACCGCCACCUUCACGACGCAAUUAA
This is a messenger RNA of Necator americanus (New World hookworm), 369 nucleotides long. RefSeq lists its product as uncharacterized. NCBI's taxonomy places the organism in Eukaryota, Metazoa, Nematoda, Chromadorea, Rhabditida, Ancylostomatidae. The coding region runs from base 1 to 369 and encodes 122 amino acids. The record is from RefSeq and is a predicted model, not a curated record. The transcript has 3 exons.